This is a messenger RNA of Suillus subaureus, 216 nucleotides long. RefSeq lists its product as uncharacterized. The annotation marks the transcript as partial. NCBI's taxonomy places the organism in Eukaryota, Fungi, Basidiomycota, Agaricomycetes, Boletales, Suillaceae. The record is from RefSeq and is a predicted model, not a curated record. The transcript has a single exon.
ACAUCAGUCAAUGUUGAGCAUCUUUUCAGCCAUGGUCAGCUCCUUCUCUCCCAUGUUUGUUCACAUCUAUCUGCACAGUCAACAAGGGCGCUGUUGUGCCUCAGCACAUGGAGCCAUCUGAACCUCAUCAAUAUGGAGGAUGUGUUGAAGGUUACCACCUUGCCUGACAUUGAGGGCGAUGCUGAGGAGGAGCUCAAGGAUGGGUGGGACAGGAUU